Molecule: messenger RNA, 135 nt
Organism: Scatophagus argus
Lineage: Eukaryota; Metazoa; Chordata; Actinopteri; Scatophagidae
Product: C-type lectin domain-containing protein 141-like
Exons: 2
Source: RefSeq, a predicted model, not a curated record
CCACCAACUGAACCCACUACUUCAACUGAGAAGACAACUACAACUGAAGCACCAACCACAACCACAACAUCUAGGCCAACUACAACUAAAGGAUCAACCACAACCACAACUGAAGCACCAACCACAACCACAACA